GAUAAUAAUAAAAAAUAGAAAAAAGGAAAAAGAAGAAGAAGAAGAAGAAGAACAAAGGGAAAAUACAAUUGAAAGAUAGAAAAUAGUAGCAACAAGUAGGAGGAGGGUUCGACAAAAUCAAAGAAGGGGUGAGACGACAGGUAUUUGGAUAUAAUAGUGGCGGGGUUGGUGGUGUCACGAAUCAAAGUGUUUGUCCAAGUCCAAGCGGGAAAUUUGGAAAAUCAAAGGUCAUAGUGUUGUAAUCGCAUCGUCAUCGUUCUCCUCCUCCCCCGAUUGUCCAUAGUUGUCAUAGUGGUCGUCGUAUGUUUAAUUUCGCGUUCUGGGAGAAGAGAAAACCGACUAGUGGUUAUCGAUUGGUCUGCGACUUCAAGAGGAUGCACCCUUCCGAGUUUAACCUCGCAGUCACGUGCCAAGAGGUGGUGCUGAGGAUUUGAACGAGCGCAUAGGGGGUGGCAAGCAAGCAAGCUAGCAAACCUUGCUAACGUUUAAACGAAAAGGGUGGAAAGCAGAAAGCCGGCUUUUCCCGGUACGCCGUCAAACCGUUGACGUCGUCCCCAUCGUCGUUGUGGAAAAUCGAUUGGGUACUCGGCGUACCCCAUUCCCCCUCUGCUGCAACCACUCUCCAUCUAGUGCAAUGACCUCCAAACCAGGAAGAUCCUACAGCGUCAGGUCUCCACGCGUAGGAGGACCCCUCUCGCAAUCGUUAGCAAUGAUUCCACCGACUAUGCAUGGUCACGAGUUCAACCAACCCUUGUCGAGGGUUGUUAUGGUCCGUAAAACGGAUCAGAGAACUUUCAGCAAGGGUAGACGUGGUGGAGAACCUCUUCUGGAAACCGUAACCAGGGAAACCGUCGAGUUGUUCAACGGUGGCAGAGCUGAAAGAAAAUAUACUUCCGAAACGAGAGACAUCGUCACGCCAAAGUCUAACAGUAUGCCCUCGCUCAGCGUCAGUGGAACGAAAAAGAAGGUGGUCGGUUUUGUCGACCAGCUGUCGCCCGAAAGGUCAAGGACGGAAUCGGUUAGAUCAAAAUCACCUUUGACUGCGUCACCAGCAUCCCCAGGACCACUUUCUAAUUCUUUACACGGUAGUUUUCACGGUAGUUUAGGAAGCGAUGGGAUGUCCUGCAGCAGUGCAAGGUCUUCCUCUGCUUCACCGGAUUCUGCUAGAUAUUCUUCAUCCCAGAUAACAAAGACUGACACGCGUAAACCAUCUGUGCGUAGAUCAGGACCACCUAAGGAAUUCAUCAAUAUGUGCCUGGAAACACACAAUUACUAUCGGGUUCGACACGGUGUACCACCUUUGCGAUUAAGCAAACAGUUGUGCAAGACCAGUCAAGAUUGGGCAAAUAUUUUAGCAGCUAGGGGUAGAUUAGAACAUAGGGCGAACAUAGAUUAUGGGGAAAAUCUUUAUUGCAUGUGGAGUUCCAAUCCAAAGACCGUUGUUGGUGGUGAUGAGCCUGUAAACGAAUGGUAUGCCGAGGAAGCUUUACAUCAGUAUGGCAAGGAACCCACUACUUUAAAAACCGGUCAUUUUACUCAAGUAGUAUGGAGAGAUAGUACUGAGUUAGGUGUUGGCAUGGCAAGGAACAGAAAUGGGGAAGUUUAUGUAGUAUGCAACUACAAUCCUGCUGGUAACUUCUUAGGUAGUUUUACGGACAACGUCCUUACACCUGGUGGCACGAGUCCGAGUAAAAGGAUAUCCUUUUCAAAAAGUCAAUAUACUUUAGACGAACAGGCUUGGCAACAAGAGGCCUUGUUAGUUCACAACGAAUACAGAAGGAGGCAUCGUGUACCUGACUUGAGGUUAAGUCCUGAAUUAACGGCAGCUGCUAAGGCAUGGGCCAACACGCUGUUGAAUACAAAUAAAUUGAUACCGCAAUCUUCCUCACCUUAUGGAGAAAAUAUUUACUCUAUGCAAUGUUCCGAUCCAAAAUUGGUAGUGUCGGCACGCGAAGUUGUAUCUAAAUGGUAUUCCGAGAAAAAGGAACAUAAAUUUGGUACGGAACCGAAGGUUCUUAAUACGUGUCAUUUCACGCAAAUCGUAUGGAAAAACACGACCGAAAUGGGCAUAGCCAUGGCAAAAAGGGAUGGAACGUGCGUUGUGGUAGCGUGUUAUCACCCAAGGGGUAAUAUCGUUGGACAAUUUACGGAGAACGUUCCUAAAACUUUAAAGAACGUCUAGUCCGCAUUUGCCGGAGACUAAAAUUCUGUCGAUAAUGUAUUUUAAGGGCUGUAUUUAUAUAUACAUCGUGCAUAGGGAAGACAAUACGCAUAAUUUAUGUAUAUAACACACGCGUGUGCAUAUACGUAGAAUAAACAUUCCACGUAAAAUAUUAUUUCUACGUACUCCCUUUUUUUUCUUUUUUUUUCUUUUGUUUAGUUAAUUUUUUUUCUUUUCGUUUAUUAUUGUUUUUUGUUUUUUUUUUUACACAAUUUACGAUAGAAUGAAAAUACGAAAAAUUCAUUGAAUUGGUCUCGUUGCCGAACCGACACGAACGCUUCGUUGUUUGUUUAUUAUUUCUCCAUUUGCUUUAUAAUAAUUUAUUAAUAAUAAAUUUAUACACACACAUGGAUAUCACUCGUCGCACUGCAUCCGCUUUCCAACAUAUUGCACGUCUAUAUUUAUAUUUAUUUAUAAUUUUACAUUCUUUUUCUUUUUUUUUUCUUUUUUUUUUUUUCUUUUUUUCCAUUUAUUAUUUUACAUUACGUACAUCAGUUUUACAAUGUUUGUUCUGUUUUUUAAUGGUUGAAGAAUGCUUAAUCAGUUAAAUUCAAAUUAUUAGAAUAUGUUCGACUUUUCAAAUAUGCCUAACUUUAUUUUUUUUUUCCUCUUCUUCUAUACUUUCUCUUUCUUUCUAUCUCUCCCCCUUUCUUUCUCAUUUUGUUUUUCUUUUUUUUUUUUUUUUUUUUUUUAAGUGAAAACAAGAUUUGUGCGAUGUUCGGUGCGCUCGGUGAAAAAAAAAAAGAAUUUAUGCGUUAUGCUUCUUAUGUAAGAAAAAGAAAGAAACGAAACAAUGCAACAAUUUACAAAAUAUUAUACAAAUUGUUGUGAAAGAUUUGUGCUUUUUUGAUUUUGAUAAUUGUUACGCAAAACGAGAAAAUUCGUAUUUAUUGUUUAAUCGCAAGGGACCCACACACACACACACACACGAGUCUCAUUUAAUCUUUUCAAAAUGUUAGCAAAAAUCGUAGAAUUAAAUUGAGAAUAAAGUGACUGAUAUGCGAAAGAAAUUAAUUAUUAUUAUAAUUGAUCAAUAUAUCAGCUGUGUUGGCGAGAAGCUGUUUA
Molecule: messenger RNA, 3286 nt
Organism: Polistes canadensis
Lineage: Eukaryota; Metazoa; Arthropoda; Insecta; Hymenoptera; Vespidae
Product: repressed by EFG1 protein 1-like
Exons: 9
Coding region: 635-2182 (515 amino acids)
Cellular component (GO): extracellular region
Source: RefSeq, a predicted model, not a curated record